Messenger RNA from Polyodon spathula (Mississippi paddlefish), 2654 nucleotides. It is a transcript of the gene dele1, whose product is annotated as DAP3 binding cell death enhancer 1. The transcript has 12 exons. The record is from RefSeq and is a predicted model, not a curated record. The coding region runs from base 162 to 1709 and encodes 515 amino acids. Lineage: Eukaryota; Metazoa; Chordata; Actinopteri; Acipenseriformes; Polyodontidae. Gene Ontology annotation, molecular function: protein binding.
UCACAGAGAAGGGGCUUUCCCCUAUGGUGUAAACAAGAUGGACUCGGGCUGAGAAUGCGUUUGGAGGCGUUUUAUUUUAAAACAAUUCGUGUAAAUAUAUGUAUAUAAAGGUACAGACCUCAGUAUUUUGAGAAAGUAAUAGGUGAAAAAUACACAGCGCGAUGUGGAGGAUCAAUGGCAUCGUGGGGAGAGUUCUGAACCGCUGUCACGUGACGAGUCCUCUGCGCCUCACCCAGGGACACCAUGUGGAGGAUGAUGUGUUGAACUCUUCUUCGCUGUUGUCUACCAGCCUUCAUCCCACUGAGAGCAGUAGCUUGUUCAGUUCUUCUGGCUCACACAAUGGAGAGAAUGGGGACCAGCAGCAGAAGGAGAAGACUUUUCACUAUUACUCUGCAGGCCUCCCGCGCUUCACUGCUUUGGAUGCUGUGGGAUGGGGGGCAGCAGCAGUGUUGUUCGUGCAGCUCUCUAGACGCGUUCACUCCCAUCUCUCUAACUGCGAUCAGAGCCAUCUUAGGGAGCCAACUCAGAUUUACAGAUGUGGAUACAGAGUCUUGGUUGAUUUGUUGACCCGCCAGAGUGUUUUGCCUAGAAGGGUGAAUGUGAAUUGCCUGAGAAGUUUGGAAAAUCAAAGUACAAGCUCUGGGGAAUCCUCCAGCUUUACAGGUAGUUCCACUUCCUCUACCACCCAAGAGAGUGCAUUUAACCAUGAUGAUUUAGAUACAGACAAGGUUCUGGCUGUAGACACUACAGACAAUGAAGAAGGUGGACAUCGAGAGAACCAGACAGAAAAUAAAAAGGAAACUUUCACACUAGAAGAUAAACUAACCUGGGCAAUGAAGAACCUGCAGUCUGUCACAGACUCAAGCAUUUCAACCAUUUUAAACAUUAUUGGUCUUGAGUAUACUAAAGCAGGGGACUACCGGACCGCAUUCUCCUGCUUCAGUAUGGCUGCCAGUCAAGGAUACUGCAAGGCACAGUUCAACCUGGGAGUGUGCUAUGAAAAAGGAAGAGGGGUUGUGAAGAACAUGGAAAAGGCUGCUGUGUAUUACAAACAGGCUGCUACUGCAGGACACAGCCAGGCACAGUACCAAUAUGCUAAGUACAUCCUGCACAGCAAAGCAACGGGGGAUACCACGGAUACUCGGAGAACCAUCAGGCUGAUGGAGCAGGCUGCUGCUUCAGGCCUUAAAGAGGCUCAGGCGUACCUAGGAGUGCUGUUUACUCGGGAGCCCUACAGAGACGAGAAAAAAGCUGUCCUAUACCUGAAGAUGGCAGCACAGAACGGGGACUCCCAGAGUCAGUUUAAUUUGGGACAGUGUUAUGAGAGAGGCUUUGGAGUACGUCAGUGCUACAGGACUGCGAUAGAUCACUAUCGGCAGGCUGCUGAAGCGGGGAAUGGCAAGGCUCAGCUCACUCUGACUAACCUCUACUGCCAGGGAACAGAAGAGGAUGUGGUUAUAAGAACAAUCAGAUCCUCGCCUUGUAUCUCUGCAGCAGGUCGGUUUUGGCUUGGAUCGGAAAGACCUUCAGAAACAGCAGACCUCCCAAUCCCAAACAACCUCGGCCAGGUUCUGCCCCACUCUUGGAGCACCGGAAGCAUCUGCACGAUGCCUGUUACCUAUUCUAUAACAAGCUUUGUCCAGGAGCCACGAAACAAACUCUUUUCACCUAAACCGGCUUCCUGCGUGUGGACGAUGGGGGUUGGGUAGGGUGUCGGAACCAUUUCAGAUGCACUUUUUUUUUUUUUUUUUUUUUUUUUUUUUUUUUUUUUAAUGGGUCAUAUGCAAAGCUUCUGCAGUAAAGGAAUUCCGUCCUGCCAUCUGACUGUUGUUCCUUAAUUUUUGGGGAUUAUUAUUUAUGUAUUUUGUCAGGUGGGUUCAUUUUUAACAAAGGUAGGACUCAUUGCAAUGUGCCUUUUUUAAUGUCAGUUGGUUUUAAUGCAUCCCUACCCAUCUGAGGGGGCAUUAUGUCCAUUUUUAUCAAUGUGACAAAAACUUUCGUCAUGGAUUUUUGUAGGGACUUCCAACGGAUUAAGGGUGAAACUGUAUUUUUCCCCCCCUGUCUGAAACAGUUGUUUUAUCCAGAGUGGGUAGAUAUAUUGGUGUAUUCAAAAUUGUAUUCCGGUUUGUUUUAUGUACAACCAAGCACAGGGUUUUGGAGAUUCAUUGUUGUGUGGUGGUUUUAUUUUAUUUUUGUAUUUAUUUUCUUAAAAGCACUUAAACUAAGCCUCUACCAUUGGGCUUUACUUGUGUUCAUAUGCUUGAAUAGGUCUGUAUUGUUUGGGUUCUAUGUUGGCGAUAAGCGAUUGUUAUUAUACACAAGUCACGCAAAUGCCAAAGGACAGUAAUAAUAAGAAAAGACAUGGUAAUGCUGUUCUGGGUUUGGAAAUAUGCACAAGUGUGAAAUGAAAACAUACUGCAAAAUUGCUUUGAAGCUAUUUAUUUGAGCUGGCUUGUGCAAGGUUGAGAACGAAUAUCUAAUAUAUCUGUUUUGGAUUCCUGGGUGGGUAUUUUAACACUGCUCCUUUUGGCUUUGUUACUGUAAAAUGACCGACUAAUACAAGAAUGUAUUUUGCAAAAAAAUAUAUAUGUAUGUAAUAAUGUAGUGAAAUAUUUUGAUGCAAAGCUAUCAAUACAUUUUUUUUUCCAAUUGUG